GUUUCUUUUCGCGUGAAGCAGAUUGGAUUUUAUUGGAAGAUCCCAGUCGAGUUAAAACGGUCGAGCGAGUUAGAUCAGCGAUGGUUAAAGUGAAAUGUGUUUGCUUCGCUAUUUGUUUACUCAUAAACACCAUUCCGGUGAAGGGGCAGUACUGGAACAACAACGGUGACCAGGGUCAGUGGUCUGGGUUUCCGUCUGAGGUGCCGCAGCAACAGCAGUGGCAACAGCCACAGCCACAGCCACAGCCGGAGCCAAGCAGGUGGGACUAUGGCAACUAUAAUAGCUUCCAAAACGGCUUCAACAGUCAAUGGCCGCCGGGUUACUAUAACGCCUACGGAUAUUAUAGGCCCCCUCCACCACCACCGCCACCUCCUUGCGGAAGGCCACCGCCUGGACCUCCGCCGCCGGGUCCACCGCCUCCGGGCCCACCCCCAGGCUGCCCAGGAGGACCACCUCCGCCACGCCCACCACAUCACCAUCAUCAGUGGGCACCACGUCGUCCACCAAUGAAUCACCACAGAAAUUUUCACAAUAUUUUUCUCAACAUGGAACGGAAAGUUGAUGGGGAUAACUAUAACCAUACUGCCGAAAUGGAGGACUUGCACGACGAUUUCAACGGAAGAUCACUGGUGGCACCCGGACAAUAUCCCCACAUGGCCGCUUUAGGUUUCCGCAAUGAGAACCAUGAGAUCGACUACAAAUGCGGUGGCAGCUUGAUCAGCGAGAACUUUGUGCUCACGGCAGCUCACUGCUUGACCACUCACGGCAAACACCCGGAUGUUGUGAAAAUCGGCGACAUCAAGCUCAAGGAGUGGGAGAACGACGUGGCUCCCCAAAGACGUCGCGUCGCCCAGAUCUACCUACAUCCCCUUUAUAAUUCCACCCUCAACUACCACGACAUUGGACUGAUCCAGCUUAAUCGGCCGGUGGAAUACACUUGGUUUGUGAAACCAGCCCGUCUUUGGCCAAGACACGAGAUUCCCUAUGGAAAACUACACACCAUGGGCUAUGGCUCGACAGCAUUUGCUCAGCCCCAAACGAAUAUUCUGACGGAGCUGGAUCUAUCCGAAGUGCCACUGGAGCAGUGUAAUAGUAGUCUACCCGCCGACGAAAGUGCACCGAAUGGUAUCCUCUCGAGUCAGAUUUGUGCUCAUGACUACGAAAAGAACGCCGAUACGUGUCAGGGAGAUUCUGGUGGUCCUUUACAAUUGAAUUUGGAGCGUCGUCGCCGGCGUCAUCGCAGCAGAAGACAUUACCGAUAUUACUUAGUGGGUAUCACUUCCUAUGGAGCCUACUGUCGCAGUGAAUUUCCAGGUGUUUAUACGCGUGUGUCAUCGUACAUUGACUGGAUAGCUUCUAUAGUGUGGCCCAAUUAUUAUAGCGAGUUUACGAAUCAGUAAUUAAAAAAUAUGAAAU
Drosophila bipectinata is the source of this 1416-nucleotide messenger RNA. Its product is annotated as venom protease. Lineage: Eukaryota; Metazoa; Arthropoda; Insecta; Diptera; Drosophilidae. Gene Ontology annotation, biological process: proteolysis. Gene Ontology annotation, molecular function: serine-type endopeptidase activity. The record is from RefSeq and is a predicted model, not a curated record.